Molecule: messenger RNA, 1824 nt
Organism: Eleginops maclovinus (Patagonian blennie)
Lineage: Eukaryota; Metazoa; Chordata; Actinopteri; Perciformes; Eleginopidae
Product: RIB43A-like with coiled-coils protein 2
Exons: 7
Coding region: 323-1408 (361 amino acids)
Source: RefSeq, a predicted model, not a curated record
AUGCAAACACUUUUGUACUUUAAUUGAGUAACAUUUUAAAUGCAGGACUUUUACUUGGAACCGAGCAUCCCUACACUCUGGUACAUGUACUUUUACUCAAGUACUUUUCCCACCUCUGUAUGUAUUACUGUACAGCGGUUCAAUAGGUUUGCAGGUGUCUUCAUGAAACACUUCUCCAGGAAAAAGUGGACAUUUUACAAACGCUCACGAAUUCUGGUUUCUUAGCAACCCUGUGUGUUUACAUCGAAGCUACGUUUUUUCGUGGCCUAGGACAGGAGCUUGUUCCAAGUUUAACACUGCAUUUCGUUAGGUUACCAUCAAAAUGUUCAACUUCGAUUUAGCCUCAGACCGCUUAGCAAACACAAGUCUGCAGAGGCGACGCAAUGACGAGACUGAAAGACGAGAGAGGAUUUUUAAUGACAAAGUGAGGAUGUUCGGGGUUGACAAGGAGGCAUUAAACUCGCAGAUGAAAGAAAAAGAGAAACAAGAAGAAGCAGCAAAAGUGGAACAAAACGCUCGUGAUGCUGAAAUGCUUCAUAAUAACAAAGUAGCUUGCCUCCUGCACAGCAGAGAAGUGAAAGAGAAGCGUGCGGUAGCAAAGACCAUCGUCGACUACCGGCUUCAGUACCAGCAGCCUCUGUGUCAGCGCGAUUAUGACCUGAGUGCCCCGGACCGCUGUGGAAACACAGACCCAGGUGACGCACUGAUGAUGCUUCCUGGCCUGUUGGGCGAGGACCCCGACAGUGAGAGCAGGCGACAGAGACAGAGGGAACAGCUCCGAGAGUGGCUCCUCCAGCAGCAGGGGGAGCGAGCAGCAGAAAGGCAGCGACGGAAAAUGGAGGAGCAUCGCUGUGAGCAAAGCAGAGCGUACAUGGACAAAAAAGCUCUGCAGCUUCAGGGCAUUGAGAUGCAGAGGAGAAAAGCAGAAACUGUCGCCACUAAAGAGUACAAUCUGGCCAAGAUAGAAGAGAAACGUCGCCAUGAUGGGGAACGUGAUGUCAGAGGCGGUGUAGCAGGUGCCAGGAUGAACAACCUGCAAGAGCCGCUGACAGAUGUUGCACUCCAGCACCCCCUAGUGCCUGGUCUCUGCCCUAGCAGUGACAGGAAAGCACCUCUGGAGAACCUGCAGCAGAUCAUCCAGUUCCAGAAAUAUCAGAUCGAGGAGAAAAAGAGGGUGGAAUUAGAGAAAAAGCGAGACGAGGAGCAACGUGAUCGCGUCCGCCUGGACUCGGCUCGCACCGCUCUCUUAUUAGAGAGGCAGCAGGCAAGACUGGACAAGCAGCGUAGACAACGCGUGGACAGCGCGAACGUCAUGCUGGCCCAGACACACAAGCAACAAGAACCGGACAUUGAAAGAGGAAGCAUUGAUGACAGCUUCUUCUCCAAAUUCAACACCUGCAGCAGAUGACCGAUGACUCAUAACAGUGGCUGCUGAUGAUGAAGCCACAUGAGAAGAACACUGAAUAAACUGAAGAGCUGUUUUUAAUCAAUCUCGGCUACUGUUGCAAAAGUGAGCCAAAGAAUGAAAUGAUAAACUUUGUGUUUUCAGUGAGGUGUUUUCUGGGUUACAUCGUCAGCUAUGCCCCUUUUUACAGAGGUGGGAGAAGUACUCAGAUCUUGUACUUGAGUAAAAGAAGUGAAGCAAUACUCAGUUACAAGUAAAAGUCCUGCAAUCAAAACGCUACCCAAGUAGAAGUACAAAAGUAUUAGAAUGAAUAUACUAGUGUAUACUAAGUAGUCAUUAUGCAGAUUGGUCCAUUUCAGAAUAAUAAAUGAUAUGUUUUUUGCAUUAAUGAUCAUUAAAGUGUUCUCAAAGCUGGUAAA